AUGGUUGAUUUCUCCUGGAGCGGCGCAGCGUGGCGGGGGGGCGGGGCCUUGAGGAGGCGGGCGGUCAGGGGUCGAGGCCAGGCCGAGGUGAGGAAGCUGUCUUACCGGCUCCGCCCCAUCUCCCGCCCCUCCGCUUCCUCUGCUAUGAACCCUGUGUUAGCAGCGCUCAGCCACGACGCAAUCCUCACACCGGUGCAGUGCUCCGCCCCCCUCGCCAAGCCCCGCCCCCCCACGCCCCGCUGCGCCGUCCAGGAGAAAUCAUACUGA
Molecule: messenger RNA, 267 nt
Organism: Knipowitschia caucasica
Lineage: Eukaryota; Metazoa; Chordata; Actinopteri; Gobiiformes; Gobiidae
Source: the annotation of a GenBank genome assembly